Molecule: messenger RNA, 795 nt
Organism: Cylicostephanus goldi
Lineage: Eukaryota; Metazoa; Nematoda; Chromadorea; Rhabditida; Strongylidae
Source: the annotation of a GenBank genome assembly
GGAGUGCGACCCCGGUGGUGGUACAAUGCUGUCACGGGUACCUGUGAGCAGUUCAUGUGGGACCCUUGGGAUGAGACCGAGCCACAAUCACCAAAUAAUUUCAAAACUCGUGAACACUGCGAAUCCUAUUGCCGAGACAAGUUUGUUGCUCUCUUGCAAUCGGAAUUCGUCGCUUUGCGUGUGGCUGCUUUGACCGUGGGUCAAAUCACUGUACAUAAUUCAGCUUGCAAACGUGGAUCACCUCAGUACGUCACUGGAAGCUCCCAAAAUGAGGAUGAACCUAUCAACAACUGCCAGACAGCUUCUUCUUGUACUUCCAACUAUGAAUGCACAACCAUUGGAUCCAUGCAGAUGUGCUGCCCCACAGUAGCUUCAAUCUGUAGUAACACAGGAGGACGACCCGUUGAUGCUAUUCGCCAUACAAAUUUUGAUCCUGGAAUGAGUAUGAAGAGGAGCUUCAGUCUUACUUUCUCUACAUCUAGCAGAUAUUACUACGAUGCUGAGCAAGGUCGUUGCAUCGCUUUUACCUACAACGGAGCACUUGGGAAUUUCAACAAUUUCAAAUCGGCAGCCGAUUGUGACUUAUUCUGUGCUAAACUGCAAUGCAAAUACGGUACUCCGCUAAAGAUCGGUGCUGCCAAUCAACGCUGUAGCAAUAAUGCCGACUGUCCAAGCACUCAUGAAUGCCAAAGCGAUCAUAAUGUCUGUUGUCCACGACCACUAAUUCUGACACACUUAUUUAUCUCACCUCGCGUAAUUUUUCUAUAUUUUUACACGGAUAUAAUACCAAUGUAA